Molecule: messenger RNA, 955 nt
Organism: Colletotrichum destructivum
Lineage: Eukaryota; Fungi; Ascomycota; Sordariomycetes; Glomerellales; Glomerellaceae
Product: Putative calcipressin, nucleotide-binding alpha-beta plait domain superfamily
Exons: 1
Coding region: 175-933 (252 amino acids)
Biological process (GO): calcium-mediated signaling
Cellular component (GO): nucleus; cytoplasm
Molecular function (GO): nucleic acid binding; calcium-dependent protein serine/threonine phosphatase regulator activity
Source: RefSeq, a predicted model, not a curated record
GCACCAAACAAAACAAGUCACAUUCACAACCAUAUCACAGACCCGUCAACGGCAGGUAAACAAGUCCACUACAUCAUUCGACGUAGCAAAGCAACAACAGUCGCCGCCUUCUUACACCCGCCACCACCACUCCAAUCAACCCAACCACCACCACAUCCCACACACCUAUUCACAAUGGAGUCGCCUAAGUCAGAUACCCGCCCUAUCUUCUCAAGGCGUUCGACCAGCUCGUCCAAGUCGCUCUCUCUCGAUCUUUCCUCCCUGCCGCCUCUGGUCCAGCCGACGCCGCCCACAAACACCCUACUCUUCACAAACCUGAACGAUACCUCUAUCUUCCGCCCCGACAACCUCCAGACCAUUCGCGACCUUGUUCUCAAGACGGCACCCAUUCACUCGUGGGCCCCGCUCAAGUCGUUCCGCCGCAUCGUUGUCUCCUUCUUCUCCGAGGACGACGCUAUCGCCGUGCGUCGCAUCUGGGACGGCGAGGCCGUCAUGGGCGAGCGCGUCCGUGUUUACUUCGGUCAACCCACCCCCGUCGAGGUCACCGAUCGCCACCUCGCCCUUCCCGACGCCGGCAAGCUCUUCUUCAUCUCACCCCCUCCUUCGCCUCCCCACGGCUGGGAGAUGAAGCUCGAGGACGCUCCUAACAAGAUGGUUCACGCCGAGGAUCUCGCCGACGCUCUGGCUAAGCUCCACCACCGUCCUACCGGCAUCGAGACCCCCAUCAGCCCCAUCGACGGCUCUCGCCAAACCCGCAGCAGGAGCUCUACUUUGCUCUACCAGCCCGAUGUCAACGGCGCAAGCCCCGAUCUCCCCGCCAUCUGCCUUGAGGACAUGACCGACGAGCCUAUGGAGUUCAGCCCUAUCGACAACCAAAAACCCAUCAUGGCGCAUACCUCCCGCCCGCCGCUUGAGUUGAUGCAUCACGCAUAAGCCAUGAGAGUGUGUUUCCUUC